This is a messenger RNA of Haemonchus placei, 735 nucleotides long. The record is from the annotation of a GenBank genome assembly. Lineage: Eukaryota; Metazoa; Nematoda; Chromadorea; Rhabditida; Trichostrongylidae.
CCCUCCCCCAUCGUCGCUUUCGCAAAAGGUAGAGCUUUGCGGGUUACUCGAGUUCAACAGCAUCUUCUCAAAAUGACCUCAUCGCCGCUGAAUGAACACUCUUUGGCAUUUGGCUACCGUCCCGCUGGUACGUUACCGACCUCCUACUUUGGUGCGCGGCCGUCCACGGCAUCCUAUAUGGCGAAUCCUGGAUGGUACGGUGGUGGUGAUCCCCGAUUCGCAGCAUUGCUACCAUGCGGUAUCGACCCUUCCAGAGCGGCCGUCCACGGCAUCCAACUGCCGAUGUCCCAACGACGAAAACGACGGGUUCUUUUUAGUCAGGCUCAGGUGUACGAACUCGAACGUCGUUUCAAACAGGCCAAGUAUUUGACAGCACCGGAACGAGAACAACUAGCCAACUCCAUUCAUCUUACACCUACUCAGGUGAAAAUAUGGUUUCAAAAUCAUCGCUACAAAUGUAAACGACAAGAGAAAGAAAAAGCGAUGACAGGCGGUCUCAGUCAUCGUGACGACUCGGCCAGUCCGCAAUCGGUGGAUGGGGAUGGGAAGGCCUCGCCAGAGUUAAGCACGACCAAGGACGAUCCGUCCUGCUCAGAGGCGGAGCCUAGCCAAUCCACCUCGGAGCCGCUUCCUGAGAUUAAAGGCGGCAUGUUCGCGGCGGUAAGCGGCAAAGCUGCUGACUUCUCGCAGCAUUUAUUUCUUUUGUGUUUUUCCUUUUGUUUAUUUAUUCAUUGA